Messenger RNA from Papaver somniferum (opium poppy), 1490 nucleotides. RefSeq lists its product as uncharacterized. Bases 190 to 1098 code for a protein of 302 amino acids. Gene Ontology annotation, biological process: defense response. The record is from RefSeq and is a predicted model, not a curated record. NCBI's taxonomy places the organism in Eukaryota, Viridiplantae, Streptophyta, Magnoliopsida, Ranunculales, Papaveraceae. The transcript has a single exon.
AAAGAAACAGUUGUCUUCUUCUUCUCCGAUGAGAAAAAGACUGUCACAGAAAAAAAUAAAUCCUCUUCUCAGUUUCUCUCUCUCUCUAGAAACUUCAUCUCCAUACACAGAAAGAAUCAAAUCUGUUCAUUCUCUUGAACUCAAGACAAUCCAGAGAGAGAGAGAGAGAAUCAAGAAACUGAGUUGAAGAUGAGAGAUCAUUCAGCAGCAUCAUCACCAAAAGGAGAAGAAAUCAUGAAUUUACUAGAGAUAAACUUAAUCUCCGCACAAGGAUUGAAACAACCAUCAAGUAAUUUGGGUAAACGUCUUCAAACCUAUGCAAUUACAUACAUAGAUCCAUCAUUCAAAUUACGAACAAGAAUUGAUAAAAUCGGUUCUGAAAAUCCAACUUGGAAUGAUAAGUUCUUCUUUAAAGUUCCAUCUAAUUUCGUUUCGUUAGAGAAUUCAGCAAUUUCGGUCGAGAUUUAUUCUGUUGGUGUUAUUAAAGAUCAAUUGAUCGGUACUGUUCGUUUUCUGAUUAAUAAUGAUCGGAGAUUAGGGUUGAGUAAUGGUAAGGGGAAAGCAAAUGGGAUUCCGUUUUUUACUGCUCUUCAGAUCCGGAGGCCACUGAGUGGGAGGUUUUUUGGUGUGCUGAAUGUUGGAUUUAUGAUGGUGAAUGAUGAGGAUUUGAUUAAAUCGCCGGCGUUGGUUGGAGUGAGUGGAAUCGGUUUUCGUGAUUUGAUGGGGGUGAAUCGGAAUGGGAAUGGGAAUGGGAAGGAGAAGAAGCCUCCAAGGAAUCGGAAGAGUAAUAAAGAGAAUGAAAAUCAAGAAAACUCUGGUAGUGGUGGUGGUGGCGGUGGAGGUGGAGGUGGUUGUGGUGAUUCGUCUGAUGCUGAUUCAACUUGUUCUUCGAGUUCGAAUUCGUUUGGUUCUUCUUCGAUUUUGAAAGAUCUGAAUUGGAGGAAAGAUUUGUUGAUGACGGGGAAGAAUCGGAGAUUAUCUGAAGGUGGAGCAAGAUUAUGUGGAUUAAUGGGAUUUCAGAGGAAGAUUCAUUUGAGUCCGUCGGAUCAGAAUCUCUAUGCUUCAUCAACUUCUUUUGAUGAUGAUCAUUCUAACUAAACGUUUUCUGCUUCCCGGAAGAAGAUUUCUCCAUUACAGUCCGUUUUUUUUCCGGUGUUGAGAUGUGGAUGUAACAAACGGUCGUGAUCAUUCUUUUGAGAUUCGUUUUAGACGGUGAGAUCACCAGGUAUAUCAUGAUUCAGUGUUAACGGUUGUGAUGUUAUCACCUGUUUGACUUUUCCUUGAUAGAAUUGUGAUGGGAAUGAAGUCUGUAAUAUCUUUUUUGAUGUUUUAGUGGAGGUAGAGAAUGAAAAGCACUGUUUUAGUGACUAGGACUCUAUUUUAGUGAUAUCUGUCUCUCAUGUACUUUGUAAUGUUCUGGAGUCACAUAAGAAACAGUAAUGUAGCUUCAUGUUUUGGUCCCAAAUGGAAGGCUGCACUUGCCCAUUAAA